CCCUUUGCAAAUCAAUAAUUCGGGCCAAACAAGGAUGGAAUUGAUGUCUACAAAUUUGGGCAGGCCUAUCACUAAUUCUAAUGAGUCUAUUUCAGAGCCAAGUGGAGAAACAGGGCCAAAAACACCAACUGAAUUGAAUUCUACUAGAAAAAGAAAAACAACUCUUCAAGAGGAAACAAAAGAAGCUCUCCCCGCUAAUGGAAACAUGGGAGGUGAAGGUGAUGAUAAUGCAAGAACAAAGAGAUGUAAACAAGAAGUAGAAGGUAAUGAGACAGAAAAUGGAGCAGUUAACAUGGAGGAAUCAAAGGGAAAUAAUGAAGGUCAUGAAACUCAAAAUCAAAAGCCUCCUAUGCGACCAAAGGACUAUAUUCAUGUUAGAGCAAGGAAAGGACAAGCUACGGAUAGCCAUAGUCUAUCAGUGAAAUUAUCAGCACAAUAUUCCCCCAGAAAAAAGAUCACAGCACAACAAAGAUUGUGUAUUUCCAAUCAAUAACAGUACAUCGCUCAAAUACCCCAAAAAUAAAAUUAAAAUCAAUUAAUCUACCAGUAAAGGAACUUACGAUGA
Molecule: messenger RNA, 565 nt
Organism: Nicotiana tabacum (common tobacco)
Lineage: Eukaryota; Viridiplantae; Streptophyta; Magnoliopsida; Solanales; Solanaceae
Source: RefSeq, a predicted model, not a curated record